AUGUCGCGUUCACAGCCUGACGAAGAGGCGCAAUGGCUACAGGCUUUUAUCCGCGACGUCGACGAAAGGACAUCCAAAAGCUCUACUACCAAGCUACUUCCCUCCGUGCACCGACUAAAACAGUUGAUUGAGAGCAGGCCUCAGCUCCGCAUGUGGGCAGCAGCAAUGUUUGAGGAAGUGCCAAACAAGGCUCCUUACAACGCCGUCAACCAAGCGAGCCCGCCGCGGAGCCUCGUCCGAGGGUACGAGCACAUGAUUGAGCUGCUCAACGUCAUUGUUGCCCAAGUGGCCCCAACCUGGACGCUUUCCACCAAGGGUAGCAUCAAGCUCAUGGGAGUCCCCGUUCAGGCCAUCCUCGACUGGGCAAUGGGCACCCCCAGCGGGCACGCCUUCUUCCUGGACGCGCAAGUCAAUGCCUGCUUCAAGGAGAUACUUGGUGUCUGGCGCGAUGAGCUGCUCGCUACGAGCAAGUCCCAGAGCGUCAUCACGACUGCUCCAGGCAACUGGCUGUCUCCCGAGGCCGUGGCUGCGAUUGAAAAGGACGCCAACCUGGACCGCAGCGAGCGGUAUACGUUUGAAGAGCUAUUUCUCUGCGACCCUCGAGGCGACCCAGUACAUUGGGGAUUCAAGUCUUUCGAUGACUUUUUCGUCCGUCGCUUCAGGGACUUUGACAAGUUGCGCCCGGUCGGCUACCCAGACCGGCCGGAGUGGGUUGUAAAUUCGUGCGAGUCCAAGCCGUCGGCCAUCAGGUCGCAAGUCAAGGAGGUUGACAGUUUUUGGCUCAAGGCUACAAACUACUCCGUUUCAGAGAUGCUCAACCAUCACGAAUGGGCCGAGAAGUUUGUAGGCGGCACCGUGCACCAGUCAGUGUUGCUGACAACGUCGUAUCAUCGCUGGACCGCGCCCGUGUCGGGCAGCGUCGUGCACGCCGAGGUCAUUGCCGGUGCCUACUUUUCGGAGCGCUCGACCAACGGCAUCGGCACCGAGCCCGUCUCCGCGCCGCUUUUCAAUCUAGUAUACCUCAGCCACGUUGCGACGCGCGCCGUCGUCUUUAUACAGGCCGAUGAGCCCGUCGGUCUAAUGUGCUUUAUUGGCAUCGGCCUCGCCGACGUGUCCUCGUGCGAAAUUCUCCCCAAGUUUAUGACGGGCUGGCCAAAGAGGAUUCAAAAGGGAGAGGAGCUUGGCAUGUUCCACUACGGCGGCUCGAGCCAAUGUCUGUUGUUCCGCAGAGGACUGAAGCUCGCUUUUACAGAGAAUGCGCUGCCUGGAAAUCAGUUUAGGACUCUCCCUGUUCGCAGUCCCUUGGCUCUGGCAUACGAGUAG
Messenger RNA from Beauveria bassiana ARSEF 2860, 1323 nucleotides. Its product is annotated as phosphatidylserine decarboxylase family protein. Lineage: Eukaryota; Fungi; Ascomycota; Sordariomycetes; Hypocreales; Cordycipitaceae. Gene Ontology annotation, biological process: phosphatidylethanolamine biosynthetic process. The transcript has a single exon. The coding region runs from base 1 to 1323 and encodes 440 amino acids. Gene Ontology annotation, molecular function: phosphatidylserine decarboxylase activity. The record is from RefSeq and is a predicted model, not a curated record. Gene Ontology annotation, cellular component: mitochondrion.